AGGAACUGUAUCGUUUACGUGAUUUUCUUUUCCCAUCUUUUCUCUCUUGAACUGGAGAAUGCCGGAGUUGUUUUGCAGCGUUGCCAGCUGCUUGCCUGUUAGUCCCUGUCGUCUUGUCGCCGGAGCGGAUGCAGCCUGUAUCUUCAGUGUGUGUUUGAAACUCAAACGCUUCAUGGGGAUACAACAACCUUGGGAUCCUAUCAAAUAAGUUUGUUUUCAAGAAGUGGAGCCUUUUCUGGAGGACUCUUUGACGAUUGAAAUUUGAAGUCACAGCUAUACUGACGUCUAUAGGAAUAUUGCUGCUCCAUCGGCCGUCAAUGUCCCGUAUCAAUUUAAAAGAAAACGAAUUUUCUGUGGCUUUGGGUCGUUAAAUGAUAUUCGGGGGGAUUCUUUUAAAAAGCAAAAUGCUGCUGCUUGUUCUGUUGGCUUUUUCCGUGUCCAGUUCGUAUGCUAACUCGGAUUCUGACCUCUCCGCGGAGACCUGCAGCGCUUGCUCUUGCAUGUCCAUCGAGAACGUCCUCUAUGUGAACUGUGAAAAAAUUACCGUGUACAGACCUACCCAGCUCAAACCCCCGAACUCCCUUCUCUACCAUCUAAAUUUUCAAAACAAUCUAUUGAUAAUCCUAUAUCCCAAUUCAUUUCUCAAUUUCACGCACGCCGUAUCUCUCCAUCUGGGGAACAACAAACUGCAGAACAUCGAGGGAGGGGCCUUCGUUGGACUCAGUGCACUGAAACAGUUGCACUUAAAUAACAAUGAAUUAAAGGUGCUUCGCGCGGACACUUUUUUAGGAAUUGAGAACUUGGAAUACCUCCAGGCUGACUACAAUUUAAUCAAGUUCAUCGAACGAGGAGCCUUCAAUAAAUUGCAUAAGUUAAAAGUCCUUAUCCUAAAUGACAAUCUCAUUCAAAGCCUUCCUGAUAACAUUUUCCGCUUUGCAUCCCUGACACACUUGGAUAUAAGAGGUAACAGGAUUCAGAAGCUGCCUUACAUUGGAGUGUUGGAGCACAUUGGGAGAAUAGUGGAGCUGCAGCUGGAUGACAACCCCUGGAAUUGUACUUGUGAUUUGUUACCCUUGAAAGCCUGGUUGGAGAACAUGCCCUAUAAUAUCUUUAUUGGUGAGGCAAUAUGUGAGACUCCCAGUGAUCUGUAUGGGAGGCUGUUGAAAGAAACUAACAAGCAGGAGCUGUGUCCCAUGGGAACGGGCAGUGAUUUUGACGUCAGGAUGCCACCCUCACAACCGGAGAACGGGCAGACAACGUCGAAUGCUGCGCCGACAACGGCACCACGGAUCGUCACCAAAGCCCCCAAAACUACCAACCCCUCAAAAAUAUCCGGGAUUGUUGCCGGGAAAGUGUUCCCUGGCAAAAAUCUCAGCCAAAUUGUGUCCUAUCAAACAAGGGUCCCACCCCUCUCCCCCUGCCCCCUCCCUUGUACCUGCAAAACACACCCGUCUGACUUUGGCAUCAGCGUCAGCUGUCAAGAAAGGAAUAUAGAAAAUCUGGCAGAUCUGGUACCUAGGCCACCUAAUGCUAAGAAACUGCACCUCAGUGGUAAUUACAUCAGAGAUAUCAGCCCAGUUGAUUUUCAAGGAUUUGAAGGCUUAGAUCUGUUGCAUUUGGGCAGCAAUCAAAUAGUGACUGUUCAGAGAGGAGUGUUUGCGAACCUGACAAACCUUCGCAGGCUUUAUCUUAAUGGCAAUCAGCUCGAGCGCCUUUAUCCUGAGAUGUUCCUUGGGCUUGGUAACCUCCAGUACUUGUAUUUGGAAUACAAUGCCAUAAAGGAGAUAUUAGCCGGUACAUUUGACUCCAUGCCAAACCUGCAGCUUUUGUAUCUGAACAAUAACGUGCUCAGGAGCCUUCCAGCCUACAUCUUUGCCGGCGUCUCCCUGGCCAGGCUGAAUCUGAAAAACAAUCACUUCAUGAGUCUGCCUGUGAGUGGCGUUCUAGACCAGCUCAGAUCUCUCACGCAGAUCGACCUGGAAGGCAAUCCCUGGGAGUGCACGUGUGAUUUAGUGGCUCUGAAGCUGUGGCUGGAGAAGCUGAGCGACGGCGUCGCUGCCAAAGAGGUCAAAUGCGCGUCCCCCGUUCAGUUCUCCAACAUCGAGCUGCGCCUGCUGAAGAACGAGAUUCUGUGCCCCAAGCUGGUCGCGAGGCCCCCCUUUGUCCUAACCAGCCCCCCCUCUGCAGUCACCUCCAUGUCCCCUGCAGGUGUGGGCAAGGCGCCCCCCGGUGGCCCUGUGCCCCUCUCUAUAAUGAUCCUGAGCAUUUUGGUGGUGCUGAUCCUCACUGUCUUUGUGGCGUUCUGCCUGCUCGUCUUCGUGCUGAGGCGGAACAAGAAGCCGGCGGGCAGGCACGAGGGGCUGGGGAACCAGGAGUGCGGGUCCAUGCAGCUGCAGCUGAGGAAGCACGACCAGAAAUCCAGCAAGAAGGACGACAUGGGCGGGGAGACUUUCAUCCCCCAGACUAUCGAGCACAUGAGCAAGAGCCACACCUGUGGGAUGAGAGACUCCGAGUCUGGCCUGAAAUUUGCCGACUCUCAGAGGCAGAAAAUAAUCCUGCGAAAUAGCGCGGACAAGGACAAGGACUCGUUACACCCGCUGGAUCCGAGAAAGAGACUGAGCACUAUUGAUGAGAUGGACGAGUUCCUGCCGGGCAGAGAGUCCAACAUGUUUAUCCAGAACUUUUUGGAGAACAAAAAGGACUUCAACAGUAUAGGGGUUAGUGGGUUUGAGAUCCGUUACCCAGAGAAAUCGCAGGACAAAAAAAUGAAAAAAUCCCUAAUAGGGGGCAACCACAGUAAGAUAGUGGUCGAGCAACGAAAAAGUGAGUACUUUGAACUCAAAGCAAAACUUCAAGGAACCCCAGACUAUCUUCAAGUGCUAGAAGAACAGACAGCACUGAGUAAAAUGUAGGGCACCCAGCAUCUUUUUUUUCCCCCCUCCCCAUGAUAAAAGUGCCUUCCAGAAAAUCAUAAUGACCAAUGGAUAACUGGGCAACUGUUUCUAGGGAGCAACUCAACAUAAUGUUAGUUGCCUCACCUCCAUAGAAUUUAGUGGACAUGUUACAAACAACCAUUUUUUCAAUGUGGUGAUGCCAUUAUUGAAUAUACUCUAUGAAUAUUCCACAUUUAACUG
Messenger RNA from Megalops cyprinoides (Indo-Pacific tarpon), 3134 nucleotides. It is a transcript of the gene slitrk4, whose product is annotated as SLIT and NTRK-like family, member 4. Lineage: Eukaryota; Metazoa; Chordata; Actinopteri; Elopiformes; Megalopidae. The record is from RefSeq and is a predicted model, not a curated record. Gene Ontology annotation, biological process: positive regulation of synapse assembly; axonogenesis; regulation of presynapse assembly. Gene Ontology annotation, molecular function: protein binding. Bases 372 to 2912 code for a protein of 846 amino acids. The transcript is spliced from 2 exons. Gene Ontology annotation, cellular component: glutamatergic synapse; membrane.